AAUUGGUCAGGCACGCCAUCAGUCAUCAGGAGGCGGCCGUGUUUGUUUGGUUGUGCGAUGAUGGUAAAAUGGUAAAUGACGUCUCGGUUGGCAACGUGAGUUCGCAGGAUUGCAGAAAGCGAGAAAUACAUAUCUGAUGGUGUGAGGAUGCCUUCAAAUGUAGGCAAAGUUAGGAACGAGGAUAUCAAUCCAUGCAUUGAGGAAAGCGAUGAUUCUAGGAAGUGUUUAGAUGCCAAUAAUUACAACAAGGACAAGUGCACAGCGUAUUUCAUUAAGUACAAAAACUGCAGAAAGUUCUGGCACGGCAUAAUGCUGCAGCGGCGGAAGGAGGGCGUGAGGCCAGACAUACCCACGCUGAAGGAGAGGGAGGAGAUCCUGCGAGCCAGGGGUGGGAAGCCUUACUGACGGGGGAUGGAGGCCGGCGAUUUACAUGCGAGGUCUGCUACACGUACAGGAGACUGUGUGUUUGUCAUUUUAGGGCGGGGGGUAUUUAUCCAUGUUGUGGGAUGAGGGGAAGCCAUCCUAUGACCUUUUUAACAUGCAGUCAAAGUAAUGUGUGACUCCGCGGGAUUGGAUGCUGUGACUAUGAUCAGAUGGUUGUUGGUUCUGAUUCUGUGGUUAGCAGGGUGAUUGCACUGUUGGGUUCUUGAGUAAGGCCCUUAACACCCAUUUGCUCCAGGGACUGGCUGGCCCUGCCUUGUCAGCUGUGUGUUACUUUGGAUAAAAGCGUUUGCUGAAUAAAUGUAAAUGUUAUGUAAUUUGCCUUGUAAAGCCAUGGAUUACUGCAGCAUGUUUGAUAAGUCCUCCCCUGAAGAGCUGGAUCGGUGUCCCUAAAAUCUGAUACUUCACAAAUAAUUCUGUUAUGUAAAUCUUACCGUUUUGGCACCACAAGCGGAAUAUUAUGGAUUGGUAUGUUUUGGUGAUUUUAGAAUAAGAGUGUGUAGGUAGGGGGCGCUGUUGCAUUGUGGGUAGCAUGCUCACUUCACACCUCCCGGGUGUGUUUUUAGAUAAGAUAAAACUUUAUUUGUCCUGGGGGAAAUUGUUGUGCCAAGGCACUGCUCUCACCGUGCUCAAAUAUACCAAGAAUAAAGAAUACAAUGUAAUAUAAGAA
Paramormyrops kingsleyae is the source of this 1111-nucleotide messenger RNA. It is a transcript of the gene chchd7, whose product is annotated as coiled-coil-helix-coiled-coil-helix domain containing 7. Lineage: Eukaryota; Metazoa; Chordata; Actinopteri; Osteoglossiformes; Mormyridae. The record is from RefSeq and is a predicted model, not a curated record. Gene Ontology annotation, cellular component: mitochondrion. Gene Ontology annotation, biological process: mitochondrial respiratory chain complex assembly.